UCUAACCCAGAGCAAACUGUACUCAGCGUAUGCUCUCCGAACUGUUGUUAUGGAGAAAUUUCCAGUGAGAGGAGAGGACCCGGCAGUCUAUUCGACGUCUGCAGUAACAGUAAUGGUGCGCUGUCGGGGGCUCUGAAGUCUGUGCGCGCCCGUCGGGUUUUUGUUGGAGUCUUUGAGCCGUGCGCUUCAGCUUGGAUACAAGACACAGGAUCUGCUGCUGUUGCUUCGUUACCUGAAGUUUUACACUUUGCUGCUUCUUGCAUGCACUAUUUUUUUCCUUUUCUUCUUGUUCUGAAGCGCAUCUGUGGCUGUUCCACUUUGUGUUUUUGUACUGGGAGAGCGCGCGUGUCAGCCAGAUAUGUUUUCUCCAAGAAGUUUAGCAGCCCUGCAGUCGCUCUCCUAAACUCAAAUAUUUCCAUUUAUUGUUAUUAUUAUUGUUGUUGCUGUUGUUGUUAUAUUUUACUUGAACACUUCAGAAGCUUUAAACUGACAAAGGGGGAAAUGGCCAAAGUGGGGAAACCGCGGCUUUGUGUCAUGACAAAAGGGGAGAACGGGUAUGGAUUUCACUUGCAUGGCGAGAAAGGAAAGAGCGGCCAGUUCAUCCGCAAAGUGGAGGCUGGCUCCCCCGCAGAAGCGUCAGGGCUGCGUGCCGGUGACAGGCUGGUCGCAGUGAACGGAGUAAACGUGGAGAAGGAGACGCACCAUCAGGUGGUACAGAGGAUUAAGGCCAUGGAAAACAAGACCAGGUUGCUGGUGGUUGACUCUGAGACCUAUGAAAGCCUACGCAGCCUGCGCCUCACAGCAACAGAGGAUAUGGCCAUCCUUAGAAUUGGAAAUCCUUCCUCCUCUUCCUCUCCACCUGUGUCUCCUUCUCCAGCACCAUCGUCAACACCAUCUUCCCCCUCCAAGAAGCGGGAGAACGGCUCUCUGUCUAAGCAGCCCGUCACAGUGAGCGACCAGGUGCAGAAGCCGACUAGGAGGUCACCAUCUAAGGCUGCAAAGAAGGAGGCCCAGGCUGAAGCUCAAACCCAGCCCGAGUCCCAGUCGAGGCCCCAGGUCAACCCAUCCGAGCUCGCUCCACGUCUCUGCCACCUGGUGCGGUCAGAGAUGGGCUACGGCUUCAACCUUCACAGUGAUCGGUCGCGGCCCGGACAGUACAUCCGCUCCCUGGACCCCGGGUCACCUGCAGACCGUGCCGGGCUCCAGCCUCAAGACAGACUCAUAGAGGUUAAUGGCGUUAACAUCGAGGGCAUGCGGCAUGCAGAGGUGGUGGCCUUCAUCAAGAAAGGGGGAGAUGAAACCUGGCUGUUGGUGGUGGAUCCAGAAACAGACGAGCACUUCAAGAGGAGGGGAUUGAUCCCCACAGUCAGCCAUGUAAAAGACUAUGACGGUCCAUCCAUAUCCAAUGGCUCCCCCAGUCCUCAGAUCAAUGGCAGCUCUACCACUCAGUCCAUCCGGUCCACGCAUUCUGACCUCAGCAGCCAGGGCAACAGCACGCAGGUGGAUCUGGCAGAUGAUGAAGGUGGCCAGCUGUCUGACCCCUUUGCCGAGAUGGGCCUGAGUCUCAGUGCUACGGCGGCAGAAGAAAAGAGGAAGGUCCGUGGUAAAGAAAAGAGGAAGGCCCCGCAGAUGGACUGGACGAAGAAGCAUGAGCUCUUCAGCAAUUUCUGAGACAUUCUGCUCUAAGGACACGACAAAGGACAGAGAUUUAUGCAGAUCCCUGAAUGGGAGACUUAUCCUCUUGAUAUACAGAUUCUCUUCUUCUUAGACAAAAAACCAAGAUAACCCUUCAAACAGAAGAUAUUUUCAUCCUGGGAUUUAAUGUGACAGAACUGUUCGAAGGAUUUUACUUCUUAAGUGACUUAAUAGUUCCUUUUCGUUCAAGUCCAGCAUAAAGGAAGUGCUAUAUGACUUUGUGACUGCAAAAAAUAUGCUCAGAAGGGAACUUUGUCCUUACAUGUACUGCUGUCCUUGGGGAAAGUGCAGUCAAAUAUUCACAAAUUUGCCUUUGUCUUUACUUGAUUAUCCCAUUCUCCCUACUCCUAGAGACUCUUUUUGACAGCUAUUUUUAUAUUUAAAAAGUAUAAGCGACUAUGAUUAAACAGUAUCCCAUCAUCGUGGACUGCGUUUGAGAGACUUUUGAGGACACUGUGACAUGAAUGAUUGUGGAUAAUGUGGGGAUUUUGUCCCACAGAAGUCAUAAGAAGCCCAAAGUUUGACAGAAGAUCACUGUGAAAGAGUUGAGACCCUCCACCUUCAGCCCAUUGAUCCCAUGUUUGAUUGUAACCACUGAUAAAGAAAAUGAUAGUUGAGCAUAGUGUAUCCUACGUGUAUUCGUACCUUUACUUUGAGUCGAUUACUUUGAUUUACGAAUCCCCUACUUGUUAUUUAACCAUUAGUCGUAAUAAGUGUAUCACCACUAACCUCUAUUUACAAAGUGCUCCAGUGCACACAUGCAUAACAAAGGGAGGCACCACUAUUAUUAAUUGUGUUAUUGAAGGAAAUAAUAGGCAUGAAAAGUGAGGGAGUUUCUCAGGGGAAAUAGUGUGAGGGAUGAGUUUUGUUGUUGUUAUUGAAGGCUCGAUGUGUACAGCAGGGGGCAAACUUACACCAUGAAUAGAGACCCCCUUUUGACACUAAACGGAAUAGAUGUUUAUCCAGACUUCAUUCAUCAUCUUAAAAUGUCCCAGAAACAUUAAAUAAUUCAGAUGAAGUGGAGAAAAUAAACUUUAGAUAAUUUGAAGAUGUAUUUGUAUUAGACAGCAUUAUUCAGAUUUAAUGUGAAGUGGCCUACACUUUAUGAGCUAGUUAUGUUUUGUUGGACUUUGAUUCAAAGGUAAGUUGUUAAAUAUGAAGGUAUGAAGCUCAGCAUCAUUUUAUAAGUAGCUUUGGAAGGGAAAUGUAAUUGCUGGCCACGUGCUAAUAAUCAGUCAGUAUUAACUAUAGUAUUGUCUUGUAAAUGUGAAGUUUAUCAAGUUGAUUUGUGCUCAAGGAAGGUCAAUAUUUUGUGACAGUGCUGAGAGAAACCCCUGAGCCACCUUUCAUUUUUUUCUACAUUUUGCUAGGAAAAUAGGAAAUGUACACAGU
Messenger RNA from Pundamilia nyererei, 3087 nucleotides. RefSeq names its product Na(+)/H(+) exchange regulatory cofactor NHE-RF2. Gene Ontology annotation, molecular function: protein-membrane adaptor activity; signaling receptor binding. The transcript is spliced from 6 exons. The record is from RefSeq and is a predicted model, not a curated record. Gene Ontology annotation, cellular component: apical plasma membrane. Gene Ontology annotation, biological process: protein localization to plasma membrane. Lineage: Eukaryota; Metazoa; Chordata; Actinopteri; Cichliformes; Cichlidae. The coding region runs from base 262 to 1671 and encodes 469 amino acids.